Messenger RNA from Vairimorpha ceranae, 414 nucleotides. RefSeq lists its product as hypothetical. The record is from RefSeq and is a predicted model, not a curated record. Lineage: Eukaryota; Fungi; Microsporidia; Nosematidae. Bases 1 to 414 code for a protein of 137 amino acids. The transcript has a single exon.
AUGUCUUUAGAUAAAAAAUGUGUAAAAUUAACUCAAAAUGUCUUUGAUAUUUGUAUUGCAGAUUUCUACCGCAUGGAAGUUAUAGAUCCACCUUUUAAUAACAAAAAGACUAAUGUUAUAAAACAAGACUUACUUGAAAUUCUUACUAAUAACUUUCAAUUAAUAAAAAAUACAGAAAAGAAAGGUUUAGAAAAUAAAGAUCUUAAGGUAUUGUUUAACAAUUUGAGUCAUUUAGUUUUAGGGAAAGAAGAUUGGAAUGAAACGAAUAAAGGAGAAGCAGCUAAACUUUUGUAUGGUAUUAAUUAUUGGGUACUAAAAGAUGGUGGACCAAAAAUUAUUGACUUUAUGAUUUUGAAUGAUGUUCAUGUCGAAUUCGUGUUUUUAUUUACACAACUUUUUGAUAAAUAUUUGUAG